Molecule: messenger RNA, 774 nt
Organism: Fusarium musae
Lineage: Eukaryota; Fungi; Ascomycota; Sordariomycetes; Hypocreales; Nectriaceae
Exons: 2
Coding region: 1-774 (257 amino acids)
Source: RefSeq, a predicted model, not a curated record
AUGCGUCCCCAAAACAUUAGGAUCAGAACAGUCCAGCUGGGCCAUGAGCAACACCAGCAGCGACCCCUCGAAGACUGUUUAAUAGGACAGCGAAACCUUCAUGCUAUACAAUCAGCUCUGAUUCGCGGCGAUGAAGAGGUCGUCCUUUUUAAUUGGAAUUCGAUUCCACCACAACUGUGGCAGGACCUUCAUCUGAGUCAACAUCACAUAGGCCAAAAGGCAGUAUACCCUUUCACAGCUUUUGCACCGCGCGACGCACCCUGCGAUCCUCGUGGCAACCUUUCACAAGACGCCCGAAACAGUAUAGAAAACAAACGUUGGAGUGGCCUGAAAUUCAAGUUUGUCAAGGUGCUUGCCGAGGGUGGUCAUGGAUACGCCACACUAUGGGACGUCGUUUUCGAAGACACGUCUGUCAGGAGGGUUGUGAUUAAGAGAGCUAUAAACCCUUCGACCAAUGCCUUCGAUCCUCAAGCAGAAGCCAUGUUUCACUUGCGGUAUGACGGUGCCCAGCACACGACACAAGUUAUCGACUUACAUCGCGAGGUAGUGGCUAUACGCACUGACAUGUUGAACCGUGGCACACUUACUCACAGUGCCUUCAGAAAUGGAAAAGAGUGGAAGGCCGAAAAACAGAAUUGCGUUGUCUUUGAGUAUAUGAAAUUCGGUGACAUGGUCAAUAUCAUGCAAACGGUCACUACGAGAAAGGUUCAAAUCCCAGCUCAAGUUCUAUGGGGAAUUUGGGAAUGCCUUUUGAAACGUGGUGGAAAGACGUAG